Molecule: messenger RNA, 1726 nt
Organism: Malaya genurostris
Lineage: Eukaryota; Metazoa; Arthropoda; Insecta; Diptera; Culicidae
Product: phenoloxidase-activating factor 2-like
Exons: 5
Coding region: 254-1330 (358 amino acids)
Biological process (GO): proteolysis
Molecular function (GO): serine-type endopeptidase activity
Source: RefSeq, a predicted model, not a curated record
GGAGACUUGACAACUCAGUCACGUAAGUUCGCGAUCAAGCGGUAGUGUUUCGGCGUGACGUUGAUCGAUCGUGCUCUCGGUUCUGCGAACAUUUAUUUUCCCAUUACACUUCCAUGUGUCUGUCACUUCACCGGCGCCCGUUCCCAAUCUACGAAGUGAAAGAGUGAAAAUGAGUAAAAGACCCCAACGGCCGCAUUGAACGAAAAUCCAGUGAUAAGCGGGACGCGUACUCUUUACUUCCAUUUAUGAACAGAUGCGAUUUCGAUUGUGUGCACUGGUGAUCCUGUUGCAGUUUCUUGUAACAAUAUCAGCCAGAGAAAAGCGGAAAUGCAUCGGAGGACUCUGCAUACCACCGGAACUGUGCCGACCUGUGAAUACCAACGUGUACGACGAAAUCCAUCUGGACUUUUUCAGUUUCGAUCGUUCCAGCUCCGACGAAUGCCGACGCGGAAAUCUAAAAUGCUGCCCAUAUGAGCGAAUUGUGCGAGCACCGGACACCGAGGCACCCGACGAAAACGAGAUGGUCUGUGCCGCGAGAAACAACAACGGGGUUGGAAAUUUCAUCUACCACGACAAAUCGAAGGCUAAGUACGGUGAAUUUCCGUGGAUGGCAUUUGUGUACACCAUACAAGAGGACUACGAAAUUUAUCUCUGUGGUGGAACAUUGAUACAGUCCAAGGUUAUGCUCACAAUCGCUCACUGCAUAGAAGGCAAACGACCGGACCAGCUACGGGUUCGCUUCGGCGAAUGGGACCUGGAGGACAUGGUCGAGAUCUAUCCACCACAAGAUCGAGGCGUUCAAAAAGUGCUCAUUCAUCCUUACUUCUACGGUGAACUUUUACAGAAUGAUAUCGCGAUUCUGUUUAUUGAUGAUCACGUGUGGUUCACGGAGGUCGUUGGAACGGUCUGUCUUCCACCACAAAAUGCCAACUUCGACGACAGACGGUGCGUGUUCUCCGGGUGGGGAGAGGACAUCAACGGAAGGAAUUCAUCUAUUUUGAAAAGAACAAAGUUACCGAUCGUACCGCGUGGCCAGUGCCAGAAAGCUCUCCGAAAGCAGCUGAAUGAUCGAUACUUUCAGCUACACGAGGGGUUCCUCUGCGCCGGCGGUGAAUCCGGCAAGGAUGCCUGCCGGGGAGACGGAGGUUCACCGCUGGUGUGCAGGAUACCGAACUCGGAAAAUCAGUACUAUUUGGUAGGGAUUGUGGCAUUCGGAGCGGAGUGUGGGACACAAGGAGUGCCCGGUGUGUACGUAAAUGUUCCUUACUAUCGCGAUUGGAUUGACGGGGAGAUUGCGAAAAUGUAUCAUGUCGAUUUAUUUGUUAACUAAAUACAGAGUAGAAAUGUUAAGCAACGUUGCAUUGAUUUCAUCAUGAAUGAAUAUAAUAUCGUCGUAUUGUCGCUUAAGAAGUUAUAUUGAUAUCCACAUUCUAGUGCCCGUGGGUGAUGUAGCGAUGUAGAAAACUAAGCCUAAGACUUAAUUGCAAAAACUUACCGCCAAUUUUAAUAACCUGGACGAUUUUGCAUUAUAUGCGAUUCGAUAUGAGAAGCAGUAAUAUUUUCAAAAAAAAAUCCGUGAAAUUUUAGGUAACCUAAUUAUUGAGUUCAUUGGCAGAAUUGGGCGGCAUGCACAAAUGGUUACCGUAACCAAGUUCAUUGUUUAUUUUCAGUGUCCUUUGUACAUACAAAUUUACCACUCACACUAAUUUAGUACUACGUGAGAGGA